Messenger RNA from Notolabrus celidotus (New Zealand spotty), 5285 nucleotides. It is a transcript of the gene slc9a6a, whose product is annotated as solute carrier family 9 member A6a. The transcript has 16 exons. Gene Ontology annotation, biological process: proton transmembrane transport; regulation of pH; sodium ion transport. Gene Ontology annotation, cellular component: membrane; recycling endosome. The record is from RefSeq and is a predicted model, not a curated record. NCBI's taxonomy places the organism in Eukaryota, Metazoa, Chordata, Actinopteri, Labriformes, Labridae. Bases 144 to 2228 code for a protein of 694 amino acids. Gene Ontology annotation, molecular function: sodium:proton antiporter activity.
CUGGAAAAAAUAGUUUUCCCUUCCGGGCCGGAAUCGAUUCCUCUGUUGCUGUCGUCUUUCUGCUCUCUACUCCCCUCAGAAAAAAAUAUUUGCACAAAGUUUGCUGUUAUUUACGACGAUAGAACAACAUUUGAGCAGCCAAAAUGAUAUUCAACGUGACUGUCAACAGUGCAUGUAGGGCAACAAGGACGCUGUGGUCGCUCAUGCUUGUGAGCCUCUCUGUGUGCAUCUGUGUUUGCCGAGCAUUUUCACCAGUUCUGGAGGAUGACAGUGCCAUGGAGAACAUUGUUACGGAGAAAAAGGCUGAGGAGAGCCACAGGCAGGACAGCGCAGACCUGCUCAUCUUCAUCAUGCUCCUCACCCUCACCAUCCUGACCAUCUGGUUGUUUAAACACCGGAGGUUUAGGUUUCUGCACGAGACUGGACUGGCGAUGAUUUAUGGUGUACUUGUUGGCGUGGUUUUGCGUUACGGUAUCCAUGUUCCUCGUGACUUGGGCAACAUGACGAUGAGCUGCCACGUCAACACCAGCCCCGCCACUUUGCUGGUCAACGUCAAUGGUAAAUUCUAUGAAUACACGCUUAAAGGAGAGAUCGGUGCCAACGAGGUGAACGACGUGCAGGAUAAUGAGAUGCUGCGAAAAGUGACCUUUGACCCUGAAGUUUUCUUCAACAUUCUCCUGCCGCCAAUCAUCUUCCACGCUGGAUACAGCUUGAAAAGGAGACAUUUUUUUCGUAACAUGGGAUCCAUCUUGGCUUUUGCCUUCCUGGGAACAGUUGUUUCCUGUUUUGUUAUUGGGUUGCUGAUGUAUGGCUGUGUGAUGCUAAUGAAGCAGGUUGGACAGCUGGGAGGAGAUUUCUUCUUCACUGAUUGUCUCUUCUUCGGAGCCAUUGUUUCUGCUACAGACCCCGUGACAGUCCUCGCGAUCUUCAACGAGCUGCAGGUAGACGCAGACCUGUACGCCCUGCUGUUUGGAGAGAGCGUGCUCAACGAUGCAGUGGCCGUCGUUCUAUCCUCGUCUAUUGUGGCGUAUCAGCCACAAGGAGACAACAGUCACACCUUCGAGGGCAUGGCCAUGCUGAAGUCUUUUGGGAUUUUCCUCGGGGUCUUCAGCGGCUCCUUCGCUCUGGGAGUGGCCACUGGAGUUGUCACUGCUCUCGUGACAAAGUUCACCAAACUGAGGGAUUUCCAGCUGUUGGAGACGGCUCUGUUCUUCCUCAUGUCAUGGAGCACGUUCCUGCUGGCAGAGGCCUGUGGCUUCACAGGUGUGGUUGCAGUACUGUUCUGUGGAAUCACUCAGGCCCACUACACCUUCAACAAUCUGUCCCCUGAGUCCCAGGACAGGACUAAACAGCUGUUCGAGCUGCUAAAUUUCCUGGCGGAGAACUUCAUUUUCUCCUACAUGGGUCUGACCCUGUUCACCUUCCAGAGCCACAUCUUCAAUCCCAUGUUCAUCGUUGGAGCUUUUGUGGCAGUGUUUCUGGGGAGAGCUGCAAACAUCUACCCUCUUUCAUUUCUUCUGAAUCUGGGACGACGCCACAAGAUCAGAUCGAACUUCCAGCACAUGAUGAUGUUUGCAGGGCUGCGAGGCGCGAUGACCUUUGCCCUGUCGAUCAGAGACACUGCAACGUACGCCCGUCAGAUGAUGUUUACUACCACUCUGCUCGUGGUCUUCUUCACUGUGUGGGUCUGUGGAGGUGGCACCACACAGAUGCUGUCUUGCCAGCGCAUACGAGUGGGGGUGGACUCUGAUCAAGACAACUCUAUUAGCAUCACUGAAGCCCCGGAGAGGAGAAGCACCAAGCAAGAAAGUGCCUGGCUUUUCAGGAUUUGGUACAACUUUGACCACAACUACCUGAAGCCCAUCCUGACUCACAGCGGCCCCCCUCUCACGGCCACGCUGCCUCCCUGCUGUGGACCCCUCGCCCGCUUCCUCACCAGUCCUCAGGCCUAUGAGAACGAGUGCCAGCUGAAGGACGAUGACUCUGACCUCAUCCUUACAGACGGUGACAUCAACCUGAGCUACGGUGACAUCACCGUUAGCACGGAUGCCACAGGUGCCCACACAAGCGGCGGUUUAGCCUACGCUGGCGCCGCCACUGCCGACGACUUGGACAGAGAGUUAAUGCACGGUGAUCACGAGCUGGUGAUGAGAGGCACACGCCUCGUACUCCCCAUGGACGACUCAGAGCCUCCCUUUACGGACCCACACCAGCGCUUACGUAUGUGAAGAUAACCCUUAAACCCAGAUAACCGUCCAACUCGAAAUCACCUGAGCCAUCGAGCAAGAGACCAGUACCUGAUGCUCUUCUUCUCACCUUGUUUUGCACUUGCACCUUGCCUCAUUCCUCUUGCUUUUUUUACCCCCUCACAGCUACAUUAACUCACUCCCUCUAGUGGCAAAUCACUGUCUCUACCUCAUUCUCGUUCUGCUCAUUUCCACACCUUUAUUGGCGUCUGUCAUUAUUGUAAUAUAGUCUUAUUUAUUUGCAGGGUUUCUCCAUUUAAAGUCAGCCUCUCUUAGUUUGGCUUCAAGUCGUGUGUCUGUCACCUUACUGUAGCAUUGCACAGAGGUCCAGCAGCAUGUGUUAGUGUGUAAAUGCAAGUAUCAACCAAUAGCUAACUUGUCCAUGUACAGUAUAUAUUACAAGAGUACUUUAACUUUGAUAUGCAUGCUGAGGAUGCUUGUGGUUUUCUUUGUACGGGAGGUGGAGGGCUUUUGUGUUUUGGGUCUGACUUUGAAUGUUGCUGCCUUCUCUCCGUGCACCAGAGGCAUGCUGACCCAGUGGAAAACUUUACUGUACAUUUUGUUACAAUCAAGUGCCUGGGAAUUGUAGUUUGCAGCCUGGAAACCCACACUGGAUCAGCUAUGGGGACGGGCGGUCAUGCAGUUGUAGUUUUCCUUUGUAAAAAAAAUGACAAAAAAAGAACAAAAAAGUGAACCAGCACCUCCGUCCAUAAGGUAGCAAUAUACUCAGCGGGUGUUUGGGCUGUCAGUCUGUGCUGUCUGCCUGUAAAUAGUGUUUAAUGUGAUGCCAUUGAUGCAGUGUACACCUGGCAGUGAAAGUUGUGGAUCUCUCCCAAUGACCUUGGACUGUGACAUAGAGAGGGACUUUACACCUUAUUUUAGAAGCUGACGGCGCUCACAGCAGAACGAAGGGCUCUUGUUUGUGGAAAAAAAAACGAGAUCCAAAAACGUAAAUGUAGAAAGCUUUGUGCCAUUUCUGCCCUGCAUUUCAUCUUUUUGUGAAAGCUGAACGCAGGUGACCUUAAAGUAUUUUGUAAUGGUGUUGUUGUGAGAGAGCUUGAGCACUUUAAGCUGAAUCAUGUUUGUCAUACUGUACACAUUUAGCUGUGUGGGUGUGUUUCCUAUUACAAUCAUGCAUUCAUGUCCAGACUUUAUACUCAUGAAUAUGACACUAACAAGAAAAAUUAGUGUCAUGUUAUUGGUGAUUUUGUGAGUACUGUGAGCUUUUUGAUUGACACUGAAACAUGGCCAUAAAUUAUCUCAAAGUCUAAGUUUGCAAUGAUCUUGUUUGAUCGGCUCAACAGUUAGAACCCAAAGAUAUUCACUUGGUACUUUAAAAAACUAAAAUGGUUUUCUUCUUUAUUUGACAAACUGGACAAACAGAAUUUAAGGCAAUUGUUGCUUUAGUAAAAUAGGUCAAUUAUAUCUCUGUUUGAAAUAAGAAUUGCAGAUGAAGCCCAUCAGUUAACCAAACUUUUAAUCUUCUAGCUGUUGCUGUCUUUGAUUUUUUUUUUACAAAGUGGUCAGUACUAUCAAGAAAGAAUAUUAUUGUGUUAAUGAAUACAGUUUUAAUAUAAGCAGAUACUUUGGUACUGUGCCAGUUUGUCUUCAGGAGGAUCAAUUCAUUAAAACAAUAGUUACUUCUAUGCUGGAUGUUUUCCUGUGCUGUACAUCAUAGAGCUCUGGAGGAUUAAUGGAUUGAUGGUUAAACAUGAAUUCAACAGAAUAAGUCUUUCAAUCACUCAUCAUCAAAGUGUACUAAUGAGAAGAUGUUACGUGUGACUUUGAAUCUAAUUCAAGUGAGGUUGUGUGAGAACAACAUGCGAUUUCAUGACCUCCUUAGCGUGCUAAGUGUAGCAGCUGUUAAUGCAGGAAGUGGUGAAAGGGUGUCACCGUGGAAACACUGUGUUGAUGUGGACGGUGGCCAGAAAACACUGGUGAGCGGUGGUCAAAUGCAACAGGAGUGGGAGGAAAAUCAGAAUUGUGUGUUAUCAAAGUGAGCAAGGAGGGAAAGGCCCUGUUUGUUUGUUUGUGUGUUAUUAUGAGGAAGAGCAUCCUUUUAGAUAUCGCUUCUUCCUUCUGCAGUUAUCUUCUGCUGUGCAGGAACUCCUUUUUUCUUUUUUAGUCAGGCAUGCCUCUCAACGCCACAUUAUCCAGGAAUGAUUUCCUCGUUCUACAUUUAUACUUUUCAUUUGUGUUGUGAGUGAAUUUGAUUUCAUAGAAGGGAAACAAAGAAAGUUAAGAAGAUUUGCACUCAUCCAUUGAGAAUGUUUUAUUCUGUUGCUUUGAUUGUUUUAUUUAACAGCUGCUUUUAUGAUCAUUUAUAUUUCUGAAGGUUGUGGAAAACAGUGCAAAUUCAUGUUUGAUUAAUCUUGUCUCAUUGAUGUAACUUUGUAAUCUGCUGUGGAGAUGGUUAAAAACUGUCUCUUACUGUUGUUCCAUCACUUUACCAUUCAGGUACUUUGUAUGUAUGUUUGCAACAAGUUGAAUGCUGUAACCAUGACUUCUACAGAGCAUGAAUCCUUCAAUCCUCCGCCAACGGUGGGGGAAAAAAAUCUAUAUAUAAGAGCUGAAACGUGUGCCACUUUCUUCAAAUGACACACUGAAUAAUGUAAACUCUGCAAAAGCUGAUGUAGGUUUUGGGUGUUUGCCUACUGCUCUGUCAGUAUGUGUUUCUCUCUGUUCUCUGAAUGGUGACUUGUGAUUGGCUUUGAUCGUUGGAAAAUCUCGUCUGAAGUAGCUGACCAAAGAGGCCUGCUGUGCUUUGUGUUUCCAGACAGUCCACUCUAUCUUAUACUGCAAAUUCUCUGUGUUUUGUGUGAAUGUGUGUGUGUGACGUGUGUUAACCGCCUGCUUGUGUACAGGAUGUGUUACCUUGUAUGUGUGUAUGAGAGCGGAGGGAGAGACGCACUGUGUUCUGUCUCUUUUCCUCUGUUGCAGGUACUGAUUGUUUACAUCUGUGUAAAUAUAUUCUCACCUGUUCAUGUGCGUGCAGCAGUCAAUAAACAGAAGCCUGUGCUUUUGGUUAAAGCCCCCGCA